AUGACGGACCCAGAAAAGACUGAGCGCCUCCUCGAGUUGCUCAGCAAGCUGGACAGCGGAGACCUCGACCAGGCCGUGCUUGGCAUACAAUCCAGAUCCCGAGACCUGUUGUGGGAGCAGCUGCCGGAGAGGAUUGUGCUUCUGCGACAUGGUCAGAGUGAGGGAAAUGUGGAUCCGAUGCUCUACACAUCGAAGGGGGACUCCAGACUUGAGCUGACCAAGCGAGGAAUUCGCCAGGCAAAAGAGGCCGGAAAGCGCCUUAAGGCGCUCGCCCCGACAACUGGGAAGAUUAUUGUAUGCACGUCGCCCUUCGAAAGGACGACGCAGACACUCCUUGCCUUGUAUGCCGGCGGUUUUAGCCAGGACAACGUGGAGUGCGUCCACGUGGACCCUCAGAUUCGGGAGCAGGAGUUCGGAAACUUUCAGGACCCGGGCUUGACUUCCAAGGUCCGGGCUGAGGAGCAGAGAGUGGGCAGAUUCUACUACAGGCGCCCCAACGCCGAAAGCUCGGCUGACGUUUUCGACAGGGUCACACAGUUUUGGGACAAGCUGUUCGAGGACAAUGGAAAGGGCUUACUAACAGAGCCCAACGUCAAGUAUGAGCUGUGCGUAAUGGUUACCCAUGGCCUGACGAUCCGGCUGAUGCUCAUGUGCCUCUUCAAGUGGUCAGUGGAGACUUUCGCUUCGGUAUGGAAUCUUGGCAACUGUGAGCAUGUCACCUUGAAAAAGAAUGUCAAAGAGCAUAGAUACGAGAUAUGCGUCGAAGAGUCUUAUCCACGACGGUUGCCUUGGGCAACACGGGAAGCGUGGAUUGUCUUUAACACCAAGAUUGCCCCGCAGGAGAUGCUGGAACGACUGGCGGCAUUGCAGGAAGCCCGCGAAGCUCUGUGCGACGAAGGUGUCCGGGAGGAAGCUCUCCGGCUGGACAAAGCCAUGGACUCCCUGGAGAACAAAAUCCUCCGGGCACGCGCGGAGCCGUAUACUGUCAUCGACUACCUGGCAAUAUCCCAGCCGCGGACCAUGCAGACCGAGGAGGUCUUGUCAAGACUGGUGCCGGGGCACGGGCAUGGCCACAAGACGCCGGAGGACAUGCGUGCACUGGUGGCGGCACCGGAUGAGAGCCAAAUCGAGUUCAUCGAUUGGUGGGGCGACAACUUGAGCUACCAGGGAAAGAUGCUCCGCCAGAACAGAGUGGGCACCAUCCACUCCACGCGCUCGGCCAGCCAAAGCCGAAAUCCCAGCCGGAGCCACACGGAGCCGCCUGAUCUGGAAGAUCCCGAGGAUCCCGAGGAUCUCUGA
Molecule: messenger RNA, 1299 nt
Organism: Symbiodinium sp. CCMP2592
Lineage: Eukaryota; Dinophyceae; Suessiales; Symbiodiniaceae
Source: the annotation of a GenBank genome assembly